Gastrolobium bilobum is the source of this 6934-nucleotide messenger RNA. RefSeq names its product DNA polymerase epsilon catalytic subunit A-like. The record is from RefSeq and is a predicted model, not a curated record. The coding region runs from base 1 to 6597 and encodes 2198 amino acids. Gene Ontology annotation, biological process: base-excision repair, gap-filling; mitotic cell cycle; nucleotide-excision repair, DNA gap filling. The transcript has 50 exons. Gene Ontology annotation, molecular function: DNA-directed DNA polymerase activity; DNA binding; zinc ion binding. Lineage: Eukaryota; Viridiplantae; Streptophyta; Magnoliopsida; Fabales; Fabaceae. Gene Ontology annotation, cellular component: epsilon DNA polymerase complex; nucleus.
AUGACCGGCGACGGCCGCAGACGGGACUGGAAGGGCACUAGGAUCUCGAAGAAGCAGAAGCUGAUCCGCAACGCCGAGGAAGAGCUCGAGGCAAAAUUAGGGUUCGAUAAUUUCUCAGAGGGCGAAAAGCGACUUGGAUGGUUGCUCACUUUUGCAUCCUCAUCUAGCGAGGAUGAAGACACUCACAAAGAGUACAGCUGUGUUGAUCUUUACUUUGUUACACAGGAUGGGUCUACAUUCAAGUCAAAAUACAGAUUUCGUCCUUAUUUCUAUGCAGCUAUAAAGGAUAAAAUGGAGAUGGAUGUUGAAACAUACCUGAGACGACGUUAUGAAAGUCAGAUUGCAGAUAUUGAAAUUUUAGAGAAAGAAGACCUGGAUCUUAAAAACCAUUUGUCUGGAUUAAGAAAAUCUUAUUUAAAGCUUUCAUUUGAUACUGUGCAACAAUUGAUGAAUGUGAAGAGUGACCUGAUGCAUGUUGUUGAAAGAAAUCAGGCAAAGUCUGAUGCUGCAGAGGCCUACGAGUCCAUACUAACAGGAAGAAGAGAACAAAAGCCUCAAGAUUUUCUAGAUUGCAUAAUUGGUCUUCGUGAAUAUGAUGUUCCUUAUCAUGUUCGCUUUGCCAUUGACAAUGAUAUACGGUGUGGUCAGUGGUAUGAUGUUGGAGUGUCCAAUACUGGGGUUACACUUGAGAAGAGGACAGAUCUUCUGCAGCGUGCUGAAGUUCGUAUUUGUGCAUUUGACAUUGAGACCACCAAACUUCCAUUAAAAUUUCCUGAUGCUGACUAUGAUUUAAUUAUGAUGAUUUCAUACAUGGUCGAUGGGCAAGGCUAUUUAAUCAUAAACAGAGAGUGUGUUGGGGAUGAUAUAGAGGAUUUGGAGUACACUCCAAAACCGGAAUUUGAAGGGUGCUUUAAGGUGACAAAUGUUCAAAAUGAGAUUGACCUUCUUAGGUUAUGGUUUUCUCAUAUGCAAGAGGUUAAACCUGGUAUCUACGUGACGUAUAAUGGUGAUUUCUUUGAUUGGCCAUUCAUUGAACGAAGGGCAGCCCAUCACGGGUUCAAAAUGAGCGAUGAAUUGGGGUUUCAAUGUGACAUGAAUCAAGGAGAAUGUCGUGCUAAAUUUGCUUGCCAUUUGGAUUGUUUUGCUUGGGUUAAACGUGAUAGUUAUCUCCCUCAGGGGAGCCAAGGCCUGAAGGCUGUUACAAAAGCAAAGUUGGGUUAUGAUCCAUUAGAGGUUAACCCUGAGGACAUGGUUCGCUUUGCAAAGGAGAAACCUCAGAUGAUGGCCUCCUAUUCAGUUUCUGAUGCAGUAUCAACUUAUUACUUGUAUGCAACUUAUGUUCAUCCCUUUAUUUUCUCUCUAGCAACUAUUAUACCCAUGUCACCAGAUGAGGUCUUGCGCAAAGGUAGUGGGACCCUCUGUGAAAUGUUGCUCAUGGUCCAGGCAUACAAGGCUAAUGUUAUCUGCCCUAACAAACACCAAUCUGAUCCCGAGAAGUUUUAUAACAAUCAUCUUCUCGAGAGUGAGACAUACAUAGGUGGCCAUGUGGAAUGCCUAGAAAGUGGUGUAUUUAGAUCUGAUAUUCCAUCUAGUUUUACACUCGAGCCUUCUGCCUAUGAGAAAUUGAUCAACAACCUUGAUCGAGAUCUACAGUAUGCUAUAAGAGUAGAGGGGAAGAUGGAUUUGGAAUCUGUCUCUAAUUAUGAUGAAGUAAAGAAUGCUAUCAUGGAAAAGCUUGGAAAAUUACGAGAUGCACCAGUACGUGAAGAAUGCCCCCUCAUUUAUCAUCUGGAUGUAGCUGCUAUGUAUCCAAACAUAAUUUUAACAAACCGCCUUCAGCCACCAUCAAUUGUUACAGAUGAGGUUUGCACUGCAUGUGAUUUUAACCGUCCCGGAAAGACUUGUCUACGCAAGCUUGAGUGGGUUUGGCGCGGAGAAACAUUCAUGGCAAAAAGAAGUGACUAUUAUCAUCUAAAGAAGCAGAUUGAAUCCGAGUUUGUUGAUAGUGCUCCUGAGAGGUCAUCAAAAUCUUUUCUUGACCUGCCCAAGGCAGAGCAACAAUCAAGACUAAAAGAGCGAUUAAAGAAAUACUGCCAGAAGGCAUAUAAACGGGUACUUAACAAACCAGUUACUGAACUUCGUGAAGCAGGAAUCUGCAUGCGUGAAAAUCCAUUUUAUGUUGACACUGUUCGCAGUUUCCGAGAUAGAAGAUAUGAAUAUAAAGGCCUUAAUAAAGUUUGGAAGGGAAAAUUAUCAGAGGCCAAAGCCAGUGGAAAUUCUAUGAAGAUCCAGGAAGCACAAGAUAUGGUAGUGCUAUAUGAUUCAUUGCAACUUGCUCACAAGUGUAUACUUAAUUCCUUUUAUGGAUAUGUCAUGCGCAAAGGUGCAAGAUGGUACUCCAUGGAAAUGGCUGGAGUAGUCACAUACACUGGUGCAAAAAUCAUUCAGAAUGCCCGCUUGCUGGUAGAGAAAAUAGGAAAACCACUUGAACUAGACACGGAUGGUAUCUGGUGUGCACUUCCUGGAUCUUUUCCAGAAAAUUUCACUUUUAAAACAAAAGAUUCAAAGAGGAAGUUCACAAUUUCAUACCCUUGUGUUAUGCUUAAUGUUGAUGUGGCAAUAAAUAAUACAAAUGAUCAGUACCAGACACUCACAGAUCCAAUUAGGAAAACUUAUACAACUCAGAGUGAAUGCUCUAUUGAAUUUGAGGUGGACGGGCCAUACAAGGCAAUGAUCCUUCCUGCUUCUAAGGAAGAGGGAAUUUUAAUUAAGAAGAGAUAUGCUGUUUUCAAUGAUGAUGGAACCCUUGCUGAGCUGAAAGGUUUUGAGAUCAAGCGCAGAGGUGAACUGAAGCUAAUCAAAGUUUUCCAGGCUGAGCUUUUCGACAAGUUUCUCCAUGGCUCAACUUUAGAGGAAUGUUAUUUAGCUGUCGCUUCUGUGGCAAACCGCUGGCUUGAUCUUCUUGAUAACCAAGGAAAGGAUAUUGCAGAUAGUGAAUUGCUUGAUUAUAUAUCAGAAUCAAGUACAAUGAGCAAGUCUUUAGCUGAUUAUGGUGAGCAGAAGUCUUGUGCUGUUACCACUGCUAAACGUCUCGCCAACUUUCUUGGUGAUACAAUGGUUAAAGAUAAAGGUCUUCGAUGUCAGUACAUAGUAGCAAGUGAACCUAAGGGAACACCUGUAAGUGAGCGUGCUGUUCCUGUGGCAAUAUUUGAAACUGAUGCUGAAGUAAUGAAGUUCUAUGUCCGAAAAUGGUGCAAGGUUUCAUCAGAUGUUGGCAUUCGAUCCAUAAUUGACUGGUCCUAUUACAAGGGGCGGCUUAGUUCUGCAAUUCAAAAAAUCAUUACUAUUCCUGCUGCAAUGCAAAAGGUUGCAAAUCCUGUCCCUAGGGUAGUUCAUCCUGAUUGGUUGCAUAAGAAGGUCCGUGAGAAGGAGGACAAGUUUCGCCAAAGAAAAAUAGUUGAUGCAUUUAACUCAAUGAAGAGGGAUGAGCACUCAAAAAGGCAUAUUAAUUCUAAUGGUGUCUCCCUUGCGGUGCAUGAAGAGACUGUUAAUGACUUGGAGGACUUUGGAAACAUGGGUAGUAGUUCUACAUGUGGACCUAGACCAAUUGUGCGGCAUCUUGAAGCUAAUAUUAAACGGCAUUCAGUGAAGCUCAAUGGUCAAGAAGAUUCGGAGCAACAACAUAAUGACAAUAACAGCAAGGAUCAGCCACUUUCACUAUUACAAGAAAGUGAAAUAUCAGGUGAAAAUGUUGAUAGAACUGUAGAUUAUCAAGGAUGGCUUCAAAUAAAGAAGAGAAAGUGGAAAUAUAUUCUGGAAAGGAGAAAGAAGCGAAGAUUGGAGAAUUCAAAGAAUUCUGACCAUGUGAAUGGCAUACUUGAACAAACGAAUGGUAAGAUGAAGGGCAGGAGUAAUGUCAGUUCAUAUUUCAGAAAUCAUGAGGUAGUCCUAACACGUUGCCACUGGCAGAUAAUACAGCUAGUUCAAAGUUCACAGAUUGGCCAAUUUUUUGCUUGGGUGGUUGUUGACGGGAUUAUGCUUAAGAUUCCUCUUUCUGUUCCUAGAGUCUUUUAUCUCAAUUCUAGAUCACCAAUUACUGAAGAAUUUUUGGGCAAACGUGUCAACAAGACUCUUCCCCAUGGAAGACAUAGUUAUAACCUGUAUGAGGUCACAAUUAAUGAAGUUCAAUAUAGGGAAGCAAGUAAAAAACUUGCAGCUCUUUUGGCAGAUCCUGAUGUUGAGGGAAUAUAUGAAACCAAGAUGCCACUGGAGUUUAACGCUAUAGUCCAGCUUGGUUGUGUAUGUAAGGUGGACAAGACUUCUAAAAAACGUAGUCUACAAGACCCAUGGAAUUUGAGUGAAUUGCACAUGAAGACCACAACAGAAUGCGCUUAUCUCGAACAAUCCAUAUCCUUCUUUUACUUGUACCAUAGCAUCUCUGAGGGACGGGCUAUAUAUGUUGGAUAUUUUCCUGCAUCAAAAGCAAUAACUGUUGUGGCAGUUAAUCCAUAUCAAAACAAAGAUUUAUCACCAACUUUUCUUGAAAGACAAUUUCACGAUGCUUGCCAAGCUUUUUCUAUUGAGCCACCUCCGAGGAAUGGCAUUAAUUUUAAGGUGGACUAUGUUGCACAUGUCAAGGAUGCUGAAACAGUGAUACAAAGAGCAAUAAAUGAUCACAGGAGCGAACAUCAUGGGCCUAUGGUUGCUGUCAUUGAAUGCCCAAAUGUUCAACUAGUAAAAUUGGGCAUCCGAGCUCUAGAUGAUUUUCCAUGCCUGAGUAUUCCUUCAAAUGCCCGUGAUAGUCAAUAUCAGAUUCUUGGAUGGCAACAAGUUGCUGCUAAAAUUGGAAUGCAACGUUGUGCAGCAUCUGUCCAGUGGCUAAAUGAAAGAAUUGCUUUAUCAAGAUAUGCCCAUGUACCACUGGGGAACUUUGAACUUGACUGGCUUAUAUUUACAGCGGAUACCUUUUUUUCAAGAGCGUUGCAUGAUAAUCAACAGGUACUUUGGAUUUCUGAUGACGGUCUUCCAGAUGUAGAUGGCAUUAAUGUUGAAGAUAACUGUUUUGCUGACGAGGUCCACCAACCUGUUCUUACGUAUCCUGGAGCUUAUAGAAAAGUUACGGUGGAGCUAAAGAUACACCACCUCGCUGUAGAUGCUCUUCUUAAAUGCAAUCAGGUUAAUGAAAUGGAAGGAGGUGCUUUGUUAGGAUUUGAUAGUGGCUUUGAUGAGUCUACCUCAUGUACACAUGCCUUUCGAGUCCUAAAACAGUUGAUCCAGCGAUGCCUUGCGGAUGCAGUCACAUCUGGAAAUGUUUAUGCUGAUGCAGUAUUGCAACAUCUAUAUCGAUGGCUUUGCAGCCCUGAAUCAAAACUUCAUGAUCCAGCUCUUCACCAGCUACUCCACAAGGUCAUGCAAAAGGUCUUCGCAUUGCUGUUGGCAGAGUUCCGCAAAUUGGGUGCAACAAUUGUAUUUGCAAACUUCUCAAAGAUUAUUAUUGACACAGGGAAAUAUGAUAUGUCUGCAGCCAAAGCUUACUGUGACAGUUUGUUAAAAAUUAUACAAUCUAGUGACCUAUUUGAAUGGAUUGAGCUUGAACCACUGCAGUUCUGGUGCUCAUUGCUGUUCAUGGAUCAGUAUAACUACGGUGGAAUACCAGCAAAAUCUGAUGAAGCCAUGAAUGAUGAAUCACAAGUUGAUAUUAUAUCGAGCUGGAAUAUUGCUGAAUACUUACCCAAAAAAAUCCAAGACCAUUUUGUUUUCAUUGUUUCUCAAUUCAUGUAUAUUCCCUGGAACUAUGCACAUAAACAAGCAGCAAUUAGGGCGUCAUUGCUGAAUGACGAGUCUUGCACCCCAUCAAUUAACAUCGUAGCUGCUGAGGCUUUUGAAUCAGAAAUAACGGAAUAUAUUAAAGGGCAGAUUAGCUCUUACUUCACUGACAAACUGCUAGGAAUUGUACGUGAUAUUGGUCUUCACAUGAAGGGGAUGAACAGAUCAGAAAACGACCAGAAUAUAUCAUCUGCCCUUCCUCAACUUAAAAGUGAUCACCGUAGAGGGGAUGCAGCCUUGGAAUUUAUCGAGCAUGUCUGUGCUGUCAUGGCCCGUGACCAAAAUGUGCAGCAUGAUAUUUUGGUCAUGAGAAAGAUUUUGUUAAAGUAUGUUCAUGUCAGGGAGUUUGCUCCAGAAGCUGAGUUUCGUAAUCGUUGUCAUUCCAUCAUCUUACCCAAUGUUAUCUGCAGCUAUUGUAAUGGCUGCAGGGACUUGGACUUGUGCUGUGACUCAGCUUUAUUGACUCAGGAGUGGCGUUGUGCUGUGCCACAGUGCGGCCAGCCUUAUGACCGCGAGGCGACGGAGAAUACUCUUCUUCAGAUUGUACGACAAAGAGAACGGCAAUAUCACCUCCAAGAUCUGGUGUGUCUCAGGUGCAGCCAGGUGAAAGCUGCACAUUUGGCUGAGCAGUGUGCAUGUGCAGGCUCAUUUAGGUGCAAGGAAGAUGUAAGUGAAUUUUGCACUAAGAUGCAGGUUUUCUUGAACAUUGCUUCUCGUCAGAAAUUCAAACUUCUCCAAGAAUGUACCUCCUGGAUUUUAGAAUUUAGAUAGUUAAAAGUUGAGUGAGAUAUGAUCGGGAUUAAAUCCAAACUAAACUGUGUAGAGUAAUAGUAUCAGUGUACACAUCCGGUCCUUGCAAAUCUGCUUAGUCGUAAGCAACAAGUGCCCCGGUAUGAAAGAAGCAUCGAAACCUGCUUGUGGCCAACAGUCUACGAGAUUAUUCAACCAUUUGCGGUGUGCUCGUUUGACACUGUUAUCUUUUCCUUGCCCUGAGGCUUCUCUAAUGUUGUUUACAUCAUCCUCAUCAAGAGCAAGGGAGAAGAUAGCAUUGGAAUCUUGAAUAAUAUGUUCUGACAACCCAAGUUGGACAACGACCAUCAAUUCCGCC